Molecule: messenger RNA, 948 nt
Organism: Nannospalax galili (Upper Galilee mountains blind mole rat)
Lineage: Eukaryota; Metazoa; Chordata; Mammalia; Rodentia; Spalacidae
Product: olfactory receptor 12D3-like
Exons: 1
Coding region: 1-948 (315 amino acids)
Biological process (GO): G protein-coupled receptor signaling pathway
Cellular component (GO): membrane
Molecular function (GO): G protein-coupled receptor activity; olfactory receptor activity
Source: RefSeq, a predicted model, not a curated record
AUGGAGAAUGCCAGUGCAGUGGGUGAGUUCCUCCUGCUGGGCCUGACCAGUGUUCAGGAGUUGUGGCCCGUCUUCUUUGUGAUGUUCUUAAUAAUUUACCUGACGAACUUAGUUGGAAAUGGAGCAAUAUUAGUGAUUGUUACUCUGGAACAAAGACUCCACUCCCCCAUGUACUUCUUCCUGGGAAACCUGUCUUGUCUGGAUAUUUGCUACUCUUCUGUGACUCUUCCCAAGGUUCUCGCCAACCUCAUCUCCAGGCGCAGGGCCAUCUCCUUCCUUGGCUGCAUCACUCAGUUGCACUUCUUCCACUUUCUGGGAAGCACGGAGGCCAUCCUGUUGGCAGUGAUGGCCUUUGACCGUUUCGUGGCCAUCUGCAGUCCACUCCGCUACACCACCAUCAUGAACCCCCAGCUGUGCAUCCUGCUGGCAGCCCUGGCCUGGCUCAUCAGCUUCUUCUAUGCGCUGAUGCAUUCUGUCAUGACGGCACACCUGAACUUUUGCGGCUCGAAGACACUCAAUCACUUCUUCUGCGAUGUAAAACCCCUCUUGGAAGCGGCCUGUGGCAGCACAGUGCUGAACCAGUGGCUUCUUUCUGUGGUCACAGGCAGCAUAUCCAUGGGGGCCUUCCUCCUCACACUUCUCUCCUACUUCUACAUCAUGGCCUUCCUUCUGUUCAAGAACCGGUCCUGCAGGAUGCUCCACAAAGCUCUUUCCACUUGUGCCUCCCACUUUAUGGUGGUUUGUCUUUUCUAUGGACCUGUGGGCUUUACAUACAUCCGUCCUGCUUCAGCCUCCUCCAUGAGUGAGGACCGGUUGGUGGCCAUCAUCUACAGCGCAGUCACCCCAGUGCUGAACCCAUUGAUAUACACCCUUAGGAAUAGAGACGUGAUGUUGGCCCUGAAGAAGACCUUUAGCAGGAAGUCUUUUAAAGACUCCCAGCUACACUAA